AUGACGCGCCAUGCCUUCCGACGGGGGGCUCACUCCACAGCAAGUAGUGAGAAGGUCAGUAUUUCUCUCGGCUCCAAUGUGGGCAAUAGGGUGAGUGCAAUUUGCAAAGCAUUAGACGAGGUGAGGCAGUUUGCGAAUGUCUGCCGUACUUCGUUUCUGUAUGAAAGCCCUCCAAUGUAUGUUGAAGAGCAACCUGCACUCCUCAACGCUGCAUGCGAAAUCGAGACAACGCUGGAGCUACUUGACGUCCUUCAAGCCGUGAAGCGCGUUGAAAAGAAAUUUGGGAGAGAUCAGAAGAGCGUCGGGUAUGGGCCGCGCUCUAUUGAUCUCGACAUUAUUGCGUACGGAGAACGCCUCGUUCAAACGUCAGAUGACAAAUUAGUGAUUCCUCAUCCUCGGCGAGCGGAGAGAGAUUUUGUUCUUCGCCCGCUCUCCGACAAUUCUGAAGAUUGUCAGAUCCCACGAACUGACGGCACCAAACGAAGUGCAGUUGACCUGCUCUCAUAUUUGCUUGGGGGUGAAACAGACUGCAAUCUGGUCAAAGUCACGCCCACGAACACAGGCAAACUCCUAAAAUGGGGAUCACACACGUUAUUAAUGGGGAUCAUUAAUGCCACUCCGGACAGUUUCAGCGACGGGGGAGAAAACAACAGGGUGAGCUCUGCGCUGCGGCGGGCGGAAGAAUUCGCGAAAUUCGACUUCGACGUAUUGGACAUCGGCGGCCAAAGCACGCGGCCAGGUGCAGAGACAGUCGGCGCAAAUGAGGAACUGAAGCGUGUACUGGCGAUCACCGAUGCGAUUCGACGUGAGUUUCCGUCGUUGAUCAUCUCCACUGAUACGUUUGACGCGUCAGUGGCAUCAGAAAUGGUGGCGCACGGGGCCGAAAUAAACAACGACGUGGCGGCUACGCAGAGCACGCAGAGUGGCGGACGACGGCACGGGAGGGCCAUCACUUGUUCCAAGGAUGCUGAGGAUGAAGUUGUAACCAACUUGAAGCGUGUUGGUGUACAAAAGCCUUUGGGCCGUCGGCACAAAGGCAAAGUUGAUGGCGUGGGCAAUGGGCCAGAACUGUGCGGAUGCAAAAGAAAGUGUGUUAGGAGUUGCUGCACCUCCAGCGGGCGCUUACCUCCUAUUUGCCACUUUACUGCCAUUUGGCAAACUUGCCUGCCUUGA
Chondrus crispus (carragheen) is the source of this 1173-nucleotide messenger RNA. RefSeq lists its product as hypothetical. Gene Ontology annotation, cellular component: cytosol. The record is from RefSeq and is a predicted model, not a curated record. Lineage: Eukaryota; Rhodophyta; Florideophyceae; Gigartinales; Gigartinaceae. Gene Ontology annotation, biological process: tetrahydrofolate biosynthetic process. Gene Ontology annotation, molecular function: 2-amino-4-hydroxy-6-hydroxymethyldihydropteridine diphosphokinase activity; dihydropteroate synthase activity. The transcript has 4 exons. Bases 1 to 1173 code for a protein of 390 amino acids.